Molecule: messenger RNA, 2776 nt
Organism: Xenopus tropicalis (tropical clawed frog)
Lineage: Eukaryota; Metazoa; Chordata; Amphibia; Anura; Pipidae
Gene: rnf34
Product: ring finger protein 34, E3 ubiquitin protein ligase
Exons: 8
Coding region: 250-1317 (355 amino acids)
Cellular component (GO): plasma membrane; cytosol
Molecular function (GO): ubiquitin protein ligase activity
Source: RefSeq, a predicted model, not a curated record
GGCCGCUACACAGUUAGAGAUCAAUGACGUCGAUCGAGCCGUGUGACGCAGCGUGUUGAUGAUGGGGUUUGAGGCAGGAGGCUGAUGGUUGGUUGUUAGGGAGCUGGCCGGUGUGGAGCUCAGAACGGGUGGUGUCAUGAAGGGUUAUGAGCAUCCCUCAUCAUCUCAUUAUUUCAAAGUGCUGCUGUAGUACUGUAUAGAGCGAAAUUGCACCAUAAGAUGUUUUAAAUAAAGGCGGGGGCCAGCUCCAUGUGGGCUUCUUGCUGUGGCUUGCUGAAUGAAGUCAUGGGUACCGGAGCCGUGCGAGGUCAACAACCAGGUUUCGGAGGAGGAGCUGGGCCAUUUCGAUUUACAUCAAAUACGGAUUUUUCUCCUUAUCCUUCCUCUUCCUCUAGCAGCAUUGUGUGUAAAGCAUGUGGACUAGCAUUCUCUGUCUUUAGGAAGAAGCAUGUGUGCUGUGAUUGCAAGAAGGAUUUCUGCUCAGUGUGCUCUACACCUCAGGAGAACUUUAGACGCUGCAGUACCUGCCAUCUGCUACAGGAGACAGACUUUCAAAGGCCUCAGCUAAUGAAGUUAAAAGUAAAGGAUCUGCGGCAGUAUCUAUCCCUUAGAAACAUCCCCACUGACAGUUGCAGAGAAAAAGAAGAUUUGGUAGAUCUGGUAUUGUGCCAUCAUGGCCCUUGUCCCACAGAAGAAAUGGACAUUAGUAUGGACAGCUCUGCAAGAUCUCGGUCCUCCAGCUUCUUCACACAUUCAUUUUUCUCUUCACCUUCUGCGCCUUCACCAUCAGUGUCCUCAUCUCAGGGAGAACUAUCUGAAAGAAGUGGUAGCACAGCCACAUCCCAGGGUACAUCUGAAAUAAUCUCGGCAUCUGAUACAGAACCGCAAGAACUACAGACAGCAGAACAGUCACGAAAGAGAGCAAGAGUGUCCCUGUCAGAUCUUUCAACACUGGAGGAUAUUGAUGGGCUCACAAUCAGACAGCUAAAGGAGAUCCUGGCACGGAACUUUGUCAACUACACGGGAUGCUGUGAGAAAUGGGAACUGGUAGAAAAAGUCAGUCGCUUAUACAGAGAAAAUGAAGAGAACAGAAAAUCUUUGCAGAAGUCAGAAAGCAAAGCAGACCCAGAGAAAGAAUGCCGCUCAUUGACAGGCAGUGACGACAACCUCUGCAGAAUCUGUAUGGAUGCAGUUAUCGACUGUGUGCUCCUAGAGUGUGGCCACAUGGUGACGUGCACUAAAUGUGGGAAGAGAAUGAGCGAGUGCCCCAUAUGCCGCCAGUAUGUGGUGCGCGCUGUCCACGUAUUUAAGUCUUAAGCAACCAGACCAAAAAUAUAAUGCCCCAGUCUCUAGGUGUGAUGAAAUGGAAAAUUCAGUUAUUCUGUACUGUAUUUGCUCUGAACAUGCAAGGAACAUCUGCUAGCAGAGCACUUAGUCAAGCAGCAUGGAGGAGUGUGUGUAAUCCACUUCUGGGGGUAUUUUAUAUAUAACAAAAUAUUAAAAAAAGGUAAAUCUGAAGUUAAAAUAGCAGAAAGUAUCUGUACAAAAUUAAAAUUGUUGUGCACCAUUCUGGAUCUGUGCUUGCACACUCUCCCGACUAUUGGGAUGUGUACAUAGUGAUGCCAAACCCCCUCUGUUCAGAGCUAUGCCACACACGGCACUAGUGGCAUUCUGGGAACUGCCUUGCGUCAGCAUGUUUCUUAGGCAACACUUGCAGGACAAGAGCUGCUCUCCAUUUUUCAAAAUGUAAUCAAUGCAUAUUUUUCUUCAUCAGUUACCAGUUUGGGGUUUGUUUUUUAUCUAUUACUCCAUAGCAGCAAUGAAAACUCCAAAUGUGUCAUAGCCCUUAGGGCAACAGUACACCGGGUAGGUUUGAGAGUUAUGUCCCCACAGGAUUCAGUAGCUACGUGGGAAGGGGACAAAGCAUUUGAAAUAACUACAUUCAGCUGCUUCCGGUGAGGUUACACCAGGGGGCCCCAACCUUUCUUACUCGUGAGCCACAGUCAGAUGACUUGGAGAGCAACACAAGCAUUAUAAUAAUUCAUGGAGGAGCCAAAUAAGGGCUAAGAUUGGCUAUUAGGCAGCCUCUAUGCACACUAUCAGCUUACAGGAAAGUUUAUUUCAUAGUAAAUCUUGUUUUUAUUCAACCAAAACUUGCCACCAAGUCAGGAAUUCAAAAUUAACUACCUGGUUUGGGGGCACUGAGAGCAACAUCCAAGGGGUUGGUGAGCAACAUGUUGCUCACGAGCCACUGGUUGGGGAUCACUUGGUUACACUAACUAGUCAGGUGACUGUUGCUUGGAAACAGACUGCAGGCAGUUGCAGUUGAUUGUUAACAAGUUCCCUGCUCAUGUGACUACUGCUCCGCGCAGGGACAAAAUACUUGCCUAUUGUCACAUUGCAAUUAACGCCCAAGUGAUUGUUACAGAGAAAAGUUAAUGCUUAUUGUGAAGACAGAACAGGGAGUACCAAUGGCCUCACAUGGAGCACCAAUGGCUGCACAUGGAGCUUAUCUAUAAAUUUGCUUUUUUUUUUUACGUUUGUUAUAAUCAUUUGCUGAAAAAACAGAAACUUUGCAUUAUUCCAGCCAAGUAGAAUUUCAGCAGGUCAUUUUAGUUCAAUGUGUUUUUACCCCCCGGAACUAAUAAUAUUACCAAGGGAAAGUAAAGGAAUUGGCAGAAUAAUAGUAAAAAAAUAAAAGAUUUUAAUUUGUCAAAAAAGGGCCAUCAAAUGUUAUGAAAUAUUGGUAUUUCAAUAAAAUGUUAAAAAAUGUUAA